Molecule: messenger RNA, 1392 nt
Organism: Penicillium daleae
Lineage: Eukaryota; Fungi; Ascomycota; Eurotiomycetes; Eurotiales; Aspergillaceae
Exons: 2
Coding region: 1-1392 (463 amino acids)
Biological process (GO): biosynthetic process
Molecular function (GO): L-2-aminoadipate:2-oxoglutarate transaminase activity; pyridoxal phosphate binding
Source: RefSeq, a predicted model, not a curated record
AUGGGAUCUCUAGAAAAAAUAUAUGAUAAACACAUUAACCUCCAACUUGGAUGGCCCACACCAUUGCUCUUCCCGUCAAAACUUCUGACAGAGGCAACUCAAGAGACUCUGCUAAACAACAAAGUCGCAGCCCAAACUCUGGUCUACGGUCCUGACCCAGGGCAUGAGCUGGUACGCACAGGCACUGCGGAAUGGUUGACCAGAUUCUACCACCCAGAGGUGGGCGAUGUACAGGCAGAUCGGAUCUUUAUUACUCCUGGCGCCUCUAGCGCUCUGUCUAUGCUGUUGACCAGAUUCACCGACCCCAGCUUCACCCAGUACAUCUGGAUGAUUGAGCCAACGUAUUUUCUCGCCUGUCCAAGUUUCCAGGAAGCUGGGUUUCACGGACGCCUGCGGGGUGUUCCGGAGGAUACAGGGGGCCUUGAUAUUGAGUUUCUUCGAUCCGGCCUGGUUGAGGCUGAAGCCGAGCGGUGUCGGAAGAAGACCACGGAUGGCCUAGCCUUUGCGCGUAGCUCCAAGGUCUACAGGCACAUCAUUUACAUGGUUCCAACUUUUAGCAACCCUAGUGCCAAGGUCAUGUCACUGCGACGCCGCAAAGAAGUCGUGCAGCUUGCUCGAGAGUUUGACGCUCUUAUCAUAUCCGACGAUGUCUACGACUGGCUCCGGUGGCCUCACCCGAACAGCCCAGACGGCGCGGAGAUGCCUAAGCCUCUACCUCGGCUGGUGGACGUGGAUUGUGCUAUGCCUGGAAGCAGCAUCUGGGGUAACGCCGUAAGCAAUGGAUCUUUCUCCAAAAUUGUGGCGCCCGGGGUGAGGGUGGGCUGGAUUGAAGGCUCCCCGUUUAUUGCGAAGGAGCUGUGCAAGAUUGGUCCUGUGCAUUCUGGAGGCUGUCAGAGUCAGCUUUCAUCUAUGCUGAUCGGGCAAAUGCUGGUUUCGGGCAAGUUGGAAGAGCACAUCCAAUCGACGCUCAUUCCUGUGUAUCAGCGCCGCCACCGGGCAAUGCUCAAGUCUAUCCAAAUGCACCUAUUGCCCCUUGGAUUCAAGAUCCCCUCCAUCAAAACUGUCGAGGGCAACGGCGAUGAGGCAGGAUUGGCAGGUGGUUUCUUCUUGUAUUUAGAGUUCCCCACCGGUUCACCCCCAGCCGAGACCGUAGCAAAGGUUGCCUUGGAGGAGUUCAACCUACGGAUAGCGCACGGAGGCAUGAUGUGUGUAGCUGGGGACGCAGGAAGCGUGCAGCGGGGGAAAAAGGGCUUCGGUCAGGGCGCGAGGCUGUGUUGGGCCUGGCAUGAAGAGGCCGACAUUGACGAGGGUAUUCAAAGAUUAGCUUUAGCAUUCCGUAGCCUCCCGCAGUGUACAGGCGCGAUCAAGCAGCUGCAAACUGAUGAGACCUAA